AUGUCCGCUAUAUUCUCCUCGAUUUUCUCCCGUCAACUGCACUCUUUUUACCGUCCUGGACUUGCUCAAGUGACUCUGUCGCGGAACUUGUCAAAGUCCCCGUUUUCUAAGCCUGUGUUUCCACUGUCUAGCACUUCACGAAGUUUCUCCUCAUCAUCCAAGUUCUUUGGAGAGGCGCAACUGGGAAGUGUGAAAGCUAGGUCUACGCAGCGUACCGCAUCUAUCCCGUGGUUGUAUAAAGCCGCUGGUGUCGCGGGCGUUGGUCUAGGUCUUUCCGUCUUUUCAAUUCCCAAAGUCUUCUGCGAACCGGUGCUUCCCAAGACACCGGUGGCUCAUCCGCCUCCUGCACCCUCCCAUGAACCUUCGUCUGCUUCAUCUCCUCCGCCCCCUCCGCAGUCCAGUGUCAACUACUACGAACUCACUUUCGGCACCCUUUGUGGUGUCUGCGCAGGAGUCUUCGUAAAGAAGGGUGCUAAGGCGGCGGCAUUCGUGCUUGGUGGGGUGUUCGUUCUCCUCCAGUACCUCGGUUCAUUGUCCCUCGUUCGAGUCGAUUGGGAACGCGCUGCUAGUCGCUUCGAGAACCUCUUCUACACCACAGACUCGGCUGGGGCGAAGAGAGCCCCAACCAUCGGUUCUCUCUUCAGGUGGAUCGGUUUGCUUUGGGGCUGCGGAUUGGCUGAGCAGAGAUGGAGCACUGCUGUGCAAUGUCACGUGACCGUGUCGAAGUGGCGCUUACCCGCGGCAGAAGGCCGCCUUCUGCCGCGGCUCUUUUGGCAAGCGGCACCAUCGAUUGUUCCUUCCAUCUCGCCGGAAGACACUAUGGCUACCUUUAAGCAGCCUCCCAAAGCCAUAAGACAGCAAGUCGAAGACUACUUUUCUGACUUGCAGCAGCAAAUCGUCGCUGCGUUCGAGAAGCUCGAUCCGCACGCACCUCCAUUCAAACGUGAUUCAUGGACACGUCCGCAGGGAGGCCGUGGCCUUUCUUGCGUCUUCGCGACACCACCUAAUUCCAGCGAUAUAUCUGCGAAGGAAACGGUGCUCGAGAAGGCCGGCGUAAAUAUCUCGGUCAUCCACAGCGUACUCUCCCCGGCUGCUGCUAAGCAGAUGGGCGUCACCCACCCUGCCAUCCGGCAGGAUCCUCAUUUGAGUCUUCCGCUCUAUACCACGGGCAUCAGCCUUAUUGUACACCCGCGCAACCCACACGCGCCCAGCGUGCACUGCCAUUACCGCUAUGUCGAACUGACUGAACCUUUGCGGGAGGGACAAGACGCGGGGAGUGCGAAAGUUGUGGCGUGGUGGUUUGGGGGCGGGUCAGAUCUCACUCCGAACUACCUAUAUGACACGGACGCGCAGGAGUUCCACCAGAUCCUGAAGGCAGCGUGCGCCCUUCACGGACCUACGCUGUAUCUCACGUUCAAGAAGUGGUGUGACGAAUAUUUCUACAUUAAACAUCGGAAGGAGGGAAGAGGAAUUGGUGGAGUGUUCUUCCGCGAACUAUCGGAUGAAAACCACCCGCGCUUGGACGUCGAAGGAAGCCUCCCCGUGCGGCGUCCGCGAACACAGGACGAGAUCUUCUCGUUUGUUCAGCGGCUGUGUGGCGCGUUUAUCGAGGCAUAUUAUCCCAUUCUCGAGCGUCGCAUGAACAUGCCGAGCGAUGCGCGUGCGCGCAGGUGGCAGCUUCUCCGUCGCGGGAGGUAUGUGGAGUUCAACCUUGUCUGCGAUGACGGAACGAGGUUCGGACUCGCGACCCCCCAGGCGAGGAUCGAGAGCGUGCUCAUGGCGCUACCAGAAACCGCAAGAUGGGAGUAUAUGAGCGAGCUUGGGAACGAAGAGGGCACCGAGGAGGCAAAGCUGGUUGACGUCCUCAAGCACCCCAGAGAAUGGGCUUGA
Messenger RNA from Sparassis crispa, 1890 nucleotides. Its product is annotated as Oxygen-dependent coproporphyrinogen-III oxidase. NCBI's taxonomy places the organism in Eukaryota, Fungi, Basidiomycota, Agaricomycetes, Polyporales, Sparassidaceae. The record is from RefSeq and is a predicted model, not a curated record. The transcript is spliced from 5 exons. The coding region runs from base 1 to 1890 and encodes 629 amino acids. Gene Ontology annotation, molecular function: coproporphyrinogen oxidase activity. Gene Ontology annotation, cellular component: mitochondrial intermembrane space; cytoplasm.